Molecule: messenger RNA, 2336 nt
Organism: Peromyscus leucopus (white-footed mouse)
Lineage: Eukaryota; Metazoa; Chordata; Mammalia; Rodentia; Cricetidae
Gene: Thap5
Product: THAP domain containing 5
Cellular component (GO): nucleus
Source: RefSeq, a predicted model, not a curated record
AUGGGAGCGCCCUCCUCGUCCCGGCCCGCUCCGCUGGGGCGCCGGGUCCGUCCGUGUUCGGGGCCCCGCCGGCAGGCAAGCGCGCCGCGCCGGCCUGACCUCGGGGGAAGCGGACCCCAGCCCACGGCUGGCGCGGCUGUGACGCAUCCACCCCGGGGUCCCUGCGCUGCGCUGCCCGCAGGACGCCCAGGCCGAGCCCGUGCACAAAGCGGGCCCGACCGUCUGCGCGCCGCCCAGCCCGGUCCUCACCCGUGCGCCUCGCAGCCGCUUGUCCACAGCGCGGAGGCCCCGCUCCCGGCUGCUCCCGGCUCCCUCGCCCCGCCGCUCGCGCUCCGACCUCGCCUCCGGCAGCCGACCUGCCUCCGCGCCGCUCGGCCCGCUCCCUACUGGCGGGAGUCCGGAGCUGGCGCGACCGCCUCGAGAGAGAGACCUACACGAAACGCUCCCCCAUUGGCUGCCGCCGGCCCACCUGACUUUGGCGCCUUACGCGCACGUGGAAAUCUGUUGUUGCCGUUUGGGCCCCGCGUCACUUCCGGCACCAGCCUCCAGGGGGUGGGGCUGGAGCCUGAGGAAGCGGAAGUGAGUCGACGAUCUCCUCCCCCCCCACACACACACAUCCUUCCCUGGGGCGCAGCGCCGCGCAGGCGCCGUGGGCUCCUCUGCGCGUACGGGCCUGAGGCCCCGCCUUGGAGUGGCGCGCUGGGCCACGCCCCUCGGGGUCAGGUUGACCCGGGCGUAUUGCUUGGCGUUUGCUGCAAGAAAUCGCUCAGGUCGUACCAAAGACCGGAAGUUGAGGUUUUGUCGAAUUUAAAAAUAUUACCUAGGGAAAAGAUACUUCUGAAAAAAUCUCAGAAGAGAAAAUUGGGAAAUGAGAAAGAAGUGUGCUGAAAAGUUAAGUCUGAAGAAUCAAUUGUAUCAAAUGAAGCAAAGGAAAAUAUUGGUAACAAAGAUGUAUACCAAGAACAUGCAGAAUUACUUGAUUCAUCUGCUCUGGUGAAGCCACCAGCUCCAAGAGCAGAAAGCAUACAAAAUAACUUAUCACCUCUUAAACAAGAUACCUUAAAAACAUCAAUAAAUCAAGAUUUAGAUGUAGUUGGAUUUUGUGCAUCUUCUGAGAAUUGAAAUUCUACAACUAUUGCUUUGAGAUCUUAAAAUUCAGAUGACAUAAUUACUAACCAUCUUGUUAAUCCAAACUUUAUAAAUAAUUUCAUGGAAACGUCAGGUCAGGAAAAUUCAUUCCUCUUCAGCACAGUUGAAGAAUUAAACAUAAAUAACAAAUCUUUUACUGCCAUUUUAAUACCCACAGAAAAUUGUAAACCUGCAGUUAAUUCUUUCAUACCAGCUUCCAAGGAAACCAUGGAAAUUGAAGAUACAGGCAUUGAAGACUCCUUUUAUAAGGGUGUUGAAGUCUUACAUAUUGAACAUUCAUACUGCAGACAAGAUACAAAUAAGGAACAUCUUUGGCAAAAUGUCUCUAACCUAUACUCUAAGAUCACUCUUCUUGAGCUACAAAAACAACAAAUUCCAGGGAGAUUGAUGUCUUUGGAAACUCUUUUAAGCCAACUACAGCAGAAGAACUGGCUAUCUGAAGAAAACAUCAAGAUAACAGAAAACUAUUUCCCAAUGUAUAAAGUCACUGUGAGAUAAAAGUUUUUAAAGCUAUGAUUUUGCAUAAGCUUUUUCCAGCUAAAUCAAAUCAUUUGUGAAGUGAACUUUGUCCGGUAGAUAAAGUCCUUGGAAGCUAUGAAAGUGCUCCAAUGUUACAGACAACAUCCUGUUCUUACAAUGCUCAGUAAAAAAGGGUAAAUGAAAAGAGUUGUUUGGCUGAAGAAAUAGUUUUAUUACUUGAUAAUUUUCCAAUUAUAGUUAAAAUGAUAAAAUUUAUUUAUAAAGUAAUAGGAAAAAGAUGCAGUCAAAAUUGGCCAGACUAUAUCAGUUCUGGUUGUGCUGCCGGCACAAGCUAGUAUAUUGGCCCUCAGAGAGCUGGGGAUGUAGCUCAGUGAUAAAGCACUUGCCUGGUUUGUACAAGGCCUUGGGAGUCAGUCCCCAGGGCUGGAGUCAAUAAAGGAGCCUCAGUCCCUAAUCUGUAAAAUAAGGGCACUUAAUAUAAAAUAUAAAUACCAUUUCUUUAAAGAUACUUUGCUUAGAACAGAUUUUCUAUAUGAUAAUACGUACUUAUGUAAUAGUAAAAGAUGGCUAGACUUUAAUAUUAAUGAUUUGAUUAUUCUCAGUAUCUUUUCUGUGUUGUCUAACUAUUUGGCUAUAGUUACAUACCUAUAAUAUAAAGGGAAAUACUACUAUUAGAAUCUUAGUUUAGUUAAACUCAGCUGUCAAGA